Molecule: messenger RNA, 4152 nt
Organism: Funneliformis geosporum
Lineage: Eukaryota; Fungi; Glomeromycota; Glomeromycetes; Glomerales; Glomeraceae
Source: the annotation of a GenBank genome assembly
AUGUCUUUGGAAGCUAUUCUUGAGUCAGCUAACCUUUUGUUGCAAACAACAUUGAGUUCCAAUAUCGGCUUCGAAGAAAUAUUAUGUAAAGAAAAAUUUAUUUUUACUUAUAAAGAGGAGGAAAUAUUAAAAUUAGCAACGCGUUUGGAAAAAUUAAAAAAGCAAAGACGCGACUUACAAUAUACUUUACAGAGAAAAAGUUAUUUAGAAAAUUUUACUUCGGGACCAGACGAAGCAAGUGAAAAAACUUCUUUGGAAGUACGAAUUAAGGAGAAAAAAAAAACUUUGGCUAAUUUAAAUACGAAAAAUCAGGUUAAGAACAAAGCGGUGGAAAAUAACGAAACAGGACGAGUCAUAUUAGCUUCUCUAUUCUCUGAAGGAAAUAAAACAUCAUCACAUGAAAGUUGUCUCAAUGAAAUGAUAAAUAAGCGUGACCUUCUCGUAUCUGAGUUCCUGAAAUCACAUCAAGAACUUCUUAAAGUACAAAAUGAUUUGACAAAUCUCAAGAAAGCUGUCAUUGCUCGACAUAGAGAAAAUAGAACAGUGAUGACGAAAAUCAACGAAUUGAUUUCCAAUCCAAUUGAAAAAUAUUACGAGAAUUCAGGAAAUAAUCGAGCUAAAACGUUGCAAUUAAAAAGUUUAACGAAUGAUUUGGCGAAUGCAAGAUCAAAACGAGAAAUUGCACGAAAUAUUUUACAAGGAUUAAUCCUUGAAAGUGGAGUGGAUUGGGUGAAUGACGAACAUUUAUUGAAAUCCAGCAUAAGAAACUCAUUUUCAAUACGAACUUUCAAAAAAGGGUUAAGUUCAAACGCAAACGCUGUAGUAAAGGAAAUACCAAAGAGAUUUAAUGAAGCCGGAGUAGAAAUGUUACCGGAAUGGCUUUAUGAAAAGGUUUUCCCAGAUAUUUCUUCCAAUAUUCCUGUACAUAAUGGAUCAGUUGAAAUUGCGUUAAAACAUUUGGAAGAUCAAGGUUUAAAAGGAAAAGAAGCUGAAAAUUUCCUCAAUGUUCCUGAAUUCGAUAUACCAACGUUAUGCGGCAAUUCAAUAGCGGAACAUUUUUGGAAUAUUGGAGAACAAAAAUCAAAAAAAUAUAGAGAACUAGCAAUGGAAUUCGUUGACUCAAAUCUCUUAAAUAUGCCAUCAGAUAAAGAUUUGUUAAUUAAACCUGGGUGGACUCGCUUUGAAAGUAAUAAAGAGCCUGAAUCAGUAGAAUUUCCACGUGAAAAGGUAUUAUGUUUCGAUGUCGAGACGUUAUUAAGUAGCAGCAAUUAUGGUAUUAUUGCAUGUGCUGCAUCUUCAUGUGCUUGGUAUACCUGGAUAUCGCCACGUUUAAUUGAAUUUAAAGAAAAAAAAUUAGGAGAACGAUUCAAAAAAAAUGAUAUUGAAAUAAAUGACAUUUCAGAUCAGAAUAAUCAAAAUUCGGCAAAUGAUGAAAGUAUUAUUGAGAAAGACAAUAAAAAAAAACCUACUGCUAGAAAAAAGAAAGGGGAUAAGGGUCUUAAGAGCUCAAAACAGGAGAAUGGAGUAGAUAACUUUAAAGUUCAAGAAAUUGGUAGUUUAAUACCCAUGGGAAAAGACAAGAUAAUAAUUGGUCAUAAUGUUUCAUUUGAUCGUGCAAGGAUCAAAGAAGAAUACCAUUAUAAAUCAUCUGGUAAUAAAUUUAUAGAUACAAUGGCAUUGCAUAUUGCUGUUAGUGGAUUAUGCAGACAACAGCGUCCCACUUGGGCUAAAUAUAAAAAAGCCGAAGAGAAUGGUGACGUUUAUUCUGUUAAUAAUGAAAAAGAUUUUCAGUCAAUAUAUGAAGUUAGUUCAAUGAACAACCUUCAUGAUGUUUACAAUCUACAUUGUAAAAAGAAAAUAGAUAAGUCGAUUAGUAAAAAAUUGUUUAUUGAUGGAACCUUAGAAGAAAUCGUUAUCGAAGAAAAUUUGCGACGAUCAUUGAUCUAUUGUGCCAAUGAUGUUUUGGCAACAUUCGAAGUUUUCACAAAAGUAUUACCGCGAUUUUUAAAGUUAUGUCCACAUCCCGUAUCAUUUGCAGGGAUGCUUGAAAUGGGAAAUAUGUUUCUGACUACUUCCAAGGAUUGGGAUGAUUAUGUACAAAAUGCAGAAAAAGUCUACCAACAUCAACGUGAUGCUGUUGAAACCAGUUUACAACAAUUAGCUUAUGAUGCGGUUGAAUUAGGUAAAAAGGAUCCUGACUUGAUAAAAAAAGAUCCAUGGUUAAGUCAAUUAGACUGGUCAUUUCCUUCAUCACGCGCGAAAAAACUUCCGGGAUAUCCAAAUUGGUAUCGUAACAUUUAUUGCAAUAAGACAAGUAAAGUUAAAAUCACUCCUAAAUCACGUAUAGCGCCUUUAUUAUUGAGAUUAAAAUGGCAGGAUUUUCCCCUAUAUUAUUCAAGAAAAUAUGGGUGGAUGUAUCGGGUACCAAGGGAUGUUGAACAUCAAACAACUGCAGAAGAAUGUAAUUUUUCACAAGAUGAUUUAUCGGAUAACGAAGUAGAAGCGAAUGAGGAAAAGAAAGGCCCCUCAAAGAAAAAAUCAAAUACGAAAUCAGAGGAUGACAUAAAGGAGAUAGAUGAGCUAUUUGUUAAUGAUAUCAAUGGGAGAUAUUAUCGUAUUCCACAUAAAGAUGGCUUAGAAGCGAAAUGUUUAUUACCUCUUGCAAAACAUUAUAUGGUUUUAUUUGAGAAAGGUGUUUUAUCUUCUGAACAUGAAGUGGCGAAAGAUGCUCUUACUAUGAAUGCUAAUUGUUCUUAUUGGAUAAGUGCCCGAGAAAGGAUACGGAAACAAAUGGUCAUAUAUGAGGAUCAUCCAAAUAUUAUGGAUAAUAUGGGAUUCGAAUCUGAUAAAGAAAAGAAAAUUGGAAUGAUCUUACCACAAACAGUAACGAUGGGAACCAUUACUCGUCGUGCCGUUGAAAAUACAUGGAUGACAGCUAGUAACGCAAAAAAGGAUAGGAUAGGGUCAGAGCUUAAAGCUAUAAUCCAAGCCCCCAAAGGAUAUAAGAUUAUUGGAGCUGAUGUGGAUUCUGAGGAGUUAUGGAUAGCAAGUUUAAUAGGAGAUUCACAAUUUGGAUUUCAUGGUUCAACUGCAAUGGGUUGGAUGACAUUGCAAGGAGAUAAAGCUGCCGGUACAGAUCAACAUUCCAGAACCGCGAAUAUUUUAAAGAUUUCAAGAUCCGAUGCAAAAGUAUUUAAUUAUGGCCGAAUUUAUGGAGCCGGUUUGAAAUUUGCGGUUCAAUUAUUAAAACAAUUCAACGAGACUAUGGGAGAUUCUCAAGCAAAAGAGCGUGCAACUGAUUUAUAUAAUCACACGAAAGGUAAAAAAUUUUAUGGCAAAGGUAAGAUCAAAGCUCCCUAUGAGAAUUUUUGGUACGGAGGAAGUGAAAGUUAUAUGUUUAACAGGCUAGAAGAGAUUGCAACAGAUAACAAUCCUCAAACACCAGCGUUAAAAUGUGGUAUAACUGAAGCGUUAAAAGGUUGUAUUGUUAAUAAGAAUUAUAUGACAUCUCGAGUAAAUUGGGUGGUUCAAUCUUCUGGAGUCGAUUAUCUUCAUUUACUUUUGGUAUCUAUGCAGUAUCUGAUGGAAAAGUAUAAAAUCGAAGGAAGAUUUAUGUUAUCGGUUCAUGACGAAGUUAGGUUUCUCGUUAAAGAAACCGACAGUUAUCGAGCAGCGUUAGCUCUUCAAAUAAGCAAUUUUUGGACACGCGCUAUGUUUAGUUACAUGUUGGGAAUAAAUGAUUUACCUAUGUCAGUCGCAUUCUUUUCGGCGGUUGACAUUGAUCAUGUCCUGCGUAAGGAAGCUGAAUCGAGUUGUAGAACAAUUUCUUAUGAUACCGAAAUCGAGGAUGGAAAAAGUCUAACAAUACAUGAACUUCUUAAGCACAAAAGUUCACUGCUACCACCCGAUGAAAACAAUCAGAAUAACGGCAACGAUUAUAGUGAACUUGAUAAUGACCAAGACAAUUAUAAUAAAAAUGCGUCUUAUUUACUGACGCCGUGUAAAACUGCUAAAGAUAAAGAAUAUUUAACAAUUCAAGGACUAUCAAAUGAAAAGGAUGUCGAGAAGUUAAUAUUGAAGAUCCACCCUAGUUUCAGUAGAUUAAAGCUCAAAAAUGGACAAGGGGUAAAUAUUGUAAAUUCCAUUUUAUGA